AUGGUUGCCGUUAAACAUUUUCGGCGCCGGCCCAGCCAGGAUUCCUCGUCUUACAGCCGCCGCGUUCAACGAGAGUUUGACAUGGCCAAGAAACUACAGCACCCAAAUGUGAUUGAGACGUUUGAACUUGUGGGUACUGGCAGUGGUGACGACCACCAAGGAAGUCAGUCCGGCACCACCGACAACAGUCUACUCAGCCAGGUCAUGGAGUACUGCGAUGCUGGGGAUCUACACCGGCUGAUUCGCUCUCGCGCGCCCGCCGUGCUAGAGAUUGCAGAAGCCGAUUGUCUGUUCGUGCAGCUCAUGGCUGGAGUCAAGUAUCUGCACGAGACGGCUGGAAUCGCGCACUGCGACAUCAAGCCCGAGAACCUGCUGCUCACGCGGGAUGGGCGUCUCAAGAUUGCCGACUUUGGCUGCAGCCAGCGGUGCCGGGCUGAAGCAGAUGGUGCUGUCCUUCCUGUCUCGGCCGCUGGUGGAUCCGAACGGUAUCGGACACCAGAGCAGCAUGUCGGAGGCGAGCUCAACGGCCCAGCGAUCGACGUGUGGGCGUGCGGCGUGACGUACAUGGUGAUGAGGCUGGGGCGGCGGCUCUGGCCAGCAGCCAAGGCGGACGACGAGUACUAUCUCAUGUAUCUUCAGGGGCGUCGCGAGGCAGCUGGAUAUCUACCCAUUGAGGUUCUCAAACCGGUAAAAUGUCGUAACAUCGUGUAUUGUAUGCUGGAUCCUGUCGCAAAACGACGCAUCAAAGCAUCGCAGCUGUUGAGGACGGAGUGGGCGAGGACGAUUCAGGUCUGUGGUGUGGGUGACACAAAGGUUCACUAA
Messenger RNA from Microdochium trichocladiopsis, 822 nucleotides. Its product is annotated as serine threonine-protein kinase hal4 sat4. Gene Ontology annotation, biological process: intracellular signal transduction; protein phosphorylation; intracellular monoatomic cation homeostasis. Bases 1 to 822 code for a protein of 273 amino acids. Lineage: Eukaryota; Fungi; Ascomycota; Sordariomycetes; Xylariales; Microdochiaceae. The transcript is spliced from 2 exons. Gene Ontology annotation, molecular function: ATP binding; protein serine/threonine kinase activity. The record is from RefSeq and is a predicted model, not a curated record.